UUGCACCGCAAAUGGGGAGAAAUCAAGCUUGUUCAGCGAUGGAAAUGGCAAGACGGAGCUGUAGGAACUCGUUGGGAUUUCUCCUGCUACUCUUGGUGGAUUUACUCGGAAUCACAGCUUCUAAUAUGGAGCCAAUCUACUGGAACUCUCUAAACAAAAGGUUUAGAGAUGAUAGGGGUUACAUUCUGUACCCUCAAAUAGGAGAUCGUCUGGACCUCAUCUGUCCAGCGUCGGACCCUCCAGGGCCACACGCCCCAGCUGAUUAUGAGUACUAUAAGCUGUACUUGGUGUCAUCUCGCGAGCAGGCGGACAUGUGUGAGGUGACGGGAGCUCCGAACCUGCUGCUCACCUGCGACAAGCCCAACAGUGACAUGCGCUUCACCAUCAAGUUCCAGGAGUACUCACCCAACCUGUGGGGGCACGAGUUCAAAACCAUGCAUGACUACUACAUUAUCGCCACAUCGGAUGGUACACGUCAAGGCUUGGAGAGCAUGAGGGGAGGGGUGUGCGCCACAGAGGGCAUGAAGGUGGUACUCAAAGUUGGACAAAGUCCUUAUGGAUUGCCCCCCAAGUCAGGAAAAACAGAACAGACGGGACACAACAGACGUCCAGGGUCUACUGGAAACAACACAUUACCCAAAGUGCCUAGUGGAGGCGGAGCUACAUCAGGUGGCGAGAAUGGCCCUCUUCCUGCCUCCAAUAUCGCUUUGAUCGCUGGCGCAGCCGGAGGCUCCGCUUUCCUCCUCCUGGUCACCGCCGUAAUCUGUGUGGUGUGCUACCGCCGGCGUCACUCGAAGCAUUCGGAAUCACACCACCCACCUCUCUCUCUCUCCUCCCUGACCUCGCCCAAGCGUGGUGGUGGAGGCGGGGGUAACAACAACGGCUCCGAGCCCAGUGACAUCAUCAUCCCGCUGCGUACUUCGGACUCUGCGUACUGCCCACACUACGAGAAGGUGAGCGGUGACUAUGGGCACCCGGUCUACAUCGUCCAGGAGAUGCCACCUCAGAGCCCAGCCAACAUCUACUACAAAGUAUGAGGACGAGCAAACGGAUGAUGCCAGCCUGCAGUACCCAGAGUGUGCCACCCUCACCUACUACCUAAACCAUAGCAGUAUGAAGCAAACCUUUCCCUGUAUCUGCAGUACUAGCUCUGACUGUGACUCUCCCGAACCCUCUUACUGAAACCCACUACAUGCACACAUACAUAUAUUAAUGCAGACACACAUGAGGAGUUUGUAUUAAAAUCCUUGUGUCAUUUGGAGCAAGAGAUGCUCUAAAUGUUAAACGAGACCCCCUUCAGAGCCGAAAACACAUGGAAAUAAACCUGAAAGGCUUGAUGACUCCCGGAGGUGUGUAAAAGAAACAUGGCAGAAAAUACACCUUUGUGAAUGAUCAACAACAACAAGAGAAAAAAAAGAUUGUCACAAAGUAAACUGUCUAUCCAGACUUGAAAUACUACAAUAAUUUACAAAUAGCAGUUUAGUUUCAUCGUUUGUGUUUGUUAUUCCUCAACUAAAAAGAGGAGGCCCCGGCUCAGCCAAUUACAGAGCAGGCUGUUGUCACAUGACCCUGUGAUCGGUGGAUUAGUAGGAGAGUCGAAAAUCUUGUAUAUUUUCAUAACGUGUAUUUUGUGAGUGUGUAGGGUAAUAAGUACGGCACUGCCGGCGCACA
Messenger RNA from Trichomycterus rosablanca, 1671 nucleotides. It is a transcript of the gene efnb3b, whose product is annotated as ephrin-B3b. Gene Ontology annotation, cellular component: plasma membrane. The record is from RefSeq and is a predicted model, not a curated record. The transcript is spliced from 5 exons. The coding region runs from base 12 to 1037 and encodes 341 amino acids. Gene Ontology annotation, molecular function: ephrin receptor binding. Gene Ontology annotation, biological process: axon guidance; ephrin receptor signaling pathway. Lineage: Eukaryota; Metazoa; Chordata; Actinopteri; Siluriformes; Trichomycteridae.